AUGAGCAGCGUGCAACUAUCAAAGGGCGACUUCCAUAGCAUCUUCACCAACAAGCAGAGGUAUGAUAAUCCCACCGGUGGCGUUUACCAAGUUUACAACACCAGAAAAUCUGAUGGCGCCAACAGCAACAGAAAGAACUUGAUCAUGAUCUCCGACGGUAUUUACCAUAUGAAGGCUCUAUUGAGAAACCAAGCUGCAUCUAAGUUUCAGUCAAUGGAACUGCAAAGGGGUGACAUCAUUCGCGUGAUAAUUGCAGAACCUGCCAUUGUCAGGGAAAGGAAGAAGUACGUUCUAUUAGUUGAUGAUUUUGAGUUGGUUCAGUCACGUGCUGAUAUGGUCAAUCAAGCUAGUACGUUUUUAGAUAAUUAUUUCUCAGAGCAUCCCAAUGAAACCUUGAAAGAUGAAGAUAUCACUGAUAGUGGUAAUACAACUAACCAGACAAACGCCGGCAAUGUCGGAGUCCCCGAUAUGCUGCAUUCAAACUCUAACUUAAAUGUCAGCGAGAAAAAAUUGGUUAAUGAAAACUCUCACUCUCAAAAAUCCAGACCAAUUUUUGCAAUCGAACAAUUGUCUCCAUAUCAAAAUGUUUGGACUAUCAAGGCAAGAGUCUCUUACAAGGGAGAAAUCAAGACAUGGCACAAUCAAAGAGGUGAUGGUAAACUAUUCAAUGUCAACUUCUUGGACACCUCUGGAGAGAUUAGAGCCACCGCCUUCAACGAUUUUGCUACCAAAUUUAACGAAAUUCUUCAAGAAGGCAAAGUAUACUACGUAUCAAAGGCAAAGCUGCAACCAGCUAAGCCACAAUUCACUAACCUUACACAUCCCUACGAACUGAAUUUGGAUAGGGACACUAUUGUAGAAGAAUGUUUUGAUGAAAGUAAUGUUCCAAAAACACAUUUCAAUUUUAUCAAAUUAGACGCUAUCCAGAACCAAGAAGUAAAUUCUAACGUAGACGUCCUCGGUAUUAUCCAAACUAUCAACCCACAUUUUGAAUUAACUUCCAGAGCUGGAAAAAAAUUUGAUCGUCGUGAUAUCACUAUUGUCGAUGAUUCUGGGUUUUCCAUCUCCGUCGGUCUAUGGAAUCAACAAGCGCUUGAUUUUAACCUUCCUGAAGGCUCUGUUGCUGCUAUCAAAGGCGUUCGUGUAACAGAUUUUGGUGGCAAGUCUUUGUCCAUGGGGUUUUCGAGUACUUUAAUUCCAAAUCCAGAAAUCCCUGAGGCAUAUGCCCUAAAAGGUUGGUAUGAUUCGAAAGGCCGCAAUUCAAGCUUCACCACACUGAAACAAGAACCUGGUAUGGGCGGUCAAUCUGCAGCUAGCUUAACGAAAUUUAUAGCUCAGCGUAUCACUAUUGCCAGGGCUCAAGCCGAAAAUCUAGGAAGAAGUGAGAAGGGCGAUUUUUUUAGUGUGAAGGCUGCCAUAAGUUUCUUGAAAGUUGAUAAUUUUGCAUAUCCUGCCUGUUCUAAUGAAAAUUGUAAUAAAAAAGUCCUGGAACAGCCUGAUGGUACCUGGAGAUGUGAGAAAUGUGACACCAACAAUGCAAGUCCAAAUUGGAGGUAUAUAUUGACGAUAUCAAUUAUUGACGAAACCAACCAACUUUGGCUCACCCUGUUUGAUGACCAAGCCAAACAAUUAUUGGGUGUUGAUGCUAAUACAUUAAUGUCUUUGAAGGAGGAAGAUCCGAACGAAUUUACUAAAGUUACUCAGAGUAUCCAAAUGAAUGAGUAUGACUUUAGAAUUAGAGCGCGCGAAGAUACAUACAACGAUCAAAGCAGAAUCAGAUAUACCGUUGCUAACCUACACAGUUUGAAUUACAAGGCUGAGGCCGAUUACCUGGCUGAUGAGUUAUCUAAGGCUCUAUUAGCUUAA
Molecule: messenger RNA, 1866 nt
Organism: Saccharomyces mikatae IFO 1815
Lineage: Eukaryota; Fungi; Ascomycota; Saccharomycetes; Saccharomycetales; Saccharomycetaceae
Gene: RFA1
Product: replication factor A subunit protein RFA1
Exons: 1
Coding region: 1-1866 (621 amino acids)
Biological process (GO): DNA recombination; DNA replication; DNA repair
Cellular component (GO): nucleus
Molecular function (GO): DNA binding
Source: RefSeq, a predicted model, not a curated record